Phlebotomus papatasi is the source of this 4403-nucleotide messenger RNA. Its product is annotated as protein tipE-like. NCBI's taxonomy places the organism in Eukaryota, Metazoa, Arthropoda, Insecta, Diptera, Psychodidae. The record is from RefSeq and is a predicted model, not a curated record. Gene Ontology annotation, biological process: regulation of sodium ion transport. Gene Ontology annotation, molecular function: sodium channel regulator activity. The transcript is spliced from 6 exons. Bases 2072 to 2947 code for a protein of 291 amino acids.
UGGAGCCUGCAUCAAUAUCACCGAUGCCUUUGAGUGCGUCUUCGCCAGUACUGAUCCACCGCUAAAAUGUUCCGGAAGACGCGGAAAGAUUACAUGCAUAGAAAUUUCCGGUCUAUUCACCUGCAAUCGCGGAACCUGCAGGAAAAUACGCACACCCUACAACUGCGAUCGACGCUGUGUGGACAUCCCAACGCGCAACAAAAACAUAGUCCUCCUAUCCGGUGACAAGGUCUACCUAUCCCAAUGUCAGAGCGCCAUAGACAAAGCCACGCAAACGGAAGUGUGGAACGAAGAAGAAGACAACGUCAUGAUGGCUUCCUGCUACAACAUCCAGAACACAUCAGUUGGUGUCGAAGCCGUUGACUGUAUCAAUGGAUCAACUUUGGACAAAAAUGUCCUGACAGACCUAACCAACUUCACCUACUUAAGCUACCUCCAUGUAGCUGUAGCCAAGCCCCAAAAGCUCAUAGCUCCACUGGAGCAAGAACUCACAAUCUGGAAUGAAUCGAGGCUCAUGAUAAACCUAGAAGGAUGUGUCAAUACCCUUCAGGAUGAGUGCAAGGAUUUCCUCAAAGACUACGGCAAAGAUGGGACUGAUCACAAUGCAAGGGCACGUUUUCCCUGCUUCUUCUCGGACAGCAAUAAGGAAGUCGCAGUCGCACGUUUCAAUCUCGAAGUCACCUAUCGUCAGUUCCUUAUAGCUUCAAUCCUGCCAUCAGUUCUCUUUGUCGUCAGCUGCCUCACCCUUAUUCUCUGCCAGAGGAGCGUAGUCGUUGGUGAUGACGCUAAGAUGCGCUUUAAAGGAUGCGUCAGUGCGGAUACCAUACUACCGCCUGGUAGCAAAAACAACUCACAGCACAAUUUGGGUGAUGGCGGUGGCGGAGGAACGGAUUCUGUUAUGGCUCUCUGAGAUCCGUCACGCAUUCCUCUAUUGCAAGAAGACCGAGACAGUCCAACACAUCAUCUAUCUGAUGACGUUUUCGCUUUAGACAAUUAAAUUGCCUCACUUUUUAAAAUCACACGGAGCAACAAAACAAAAAUUUCACUCACAAUCACAAAUUUUUAAAGAAAAUUCUUAGCAAGAAAAAGAAAAUACGGAAAGCUGUACAUAAAUAAUGCAAGUGUCUCACUAAAACCCAUUUUCUUCUACUAAAAUACUACACAAAAGAAGUAAAUUUUGAGCGGUCGCACUCUUUGCUAAAUUUUUAUUCUAAUUUCCAAUGAAAAAUAGUUGAAAUUACCUUUCAAAUACCGUAAGGAACAUUUUUUAGACAACUAGUUUAAACAAAUAUAUUUCUCAAUAGAAACAAUAUUGUGAUAAUUGCUCGUGAAAUUAUAUAUGCAAAAUAGUAUUUCUAUAUAAGGAAGAUAUUUCAAUUUAAUUUCACUUUUACUUAUUCUAAGAGGAAUUUUAUCGAGAAAAUAAUUCGUCAAUCUUUUGAAUUACUGCAAUUGGUAGAACAGCAAGAGGGACCCCAGGCAGAGACACUGAAAAUUUUGAAAAAAAAAUUCACACCAAUAACAAAUCCAAAAUAGAUACACCGUAAAAGAAAAAUUAAAGUGCUAAAAAGGAUUCCAGAGGUACAUAUAGAAAAGAAAACGAUCAGAGAUUUAUUUUAUUUGGGCCAAGUCAGGAGGAAUGCGUGAAGAAAGUAAAAGAAAAAUUUUUAAAAAUUACCAAAAGAUACACAUAUUGAACAAAAUUAUUCUAUAACAAAAUUCUUAAGGAAAAAAAAUCGUUAGGUUAAAUAAAUUUAGAGAGAGAAAAAAAAUUCGACCGUAGAUGCUAUAUUAAGGACAUUCUGAAGAAAUAUUCACUCGAUUUCUUUGUCUUAUGUACAUAAAUAGAAUGAGAAAUAUUGAUAAAUAUUGUAAAGUAUUGAGAAUUGUCGUGGGAAAAUUGCCAGGAAAAUUGACCAGAUAAUCGAUAUUGCGAGCGACACAAAUAGUUAAUACACAAUAGGGGACAAAACACUUAACAAAAAAAAAUAAAUCAAAGUAAGAGGCACAGAGGACACCAAAAGGACUAUAUAUGAGAGCUCAUUUGUGAAGAUUUCCCAAAAAACAAAAAAUGAGUACCCAUCAGUCAACGCACUCUUCACUACCAUCAAUUGGUCCUUCGGGUUCACCUACAUCACCUACGGCCUCCGAGAGGGGCUUCUCGGGCACGGCCAGCCUGCAAAAUAGCAAAUUGAGCAUUAACUCCAAGCCUCAGUCACCUCAACCGGGCGACGGAGUUGAGGAACCGACUUUCCUGGAAAAAGCGAAAUUUUAUACAUCACUAUGUUUAGGAACUACAGCAAUUUUAUCAGUGUUUGCCUUCCUCUUUUUGAUACCAUUCGUCGUGGAUCCGGCAAUUUCAACAAUUGUUGCUGAUUAUGAUCCCAUUCCCGUAACCUGUAUCGUGGUAGAUCAUUCGUAUGCAGAGGGACUGAGAAAUUGCACGUGGAGCUCAUGUCGAGAGGGUUGUACAACAGCCCCACUAAAAUGUCAUCAAUUGCUGGUGAAUUAUACAAAAAUUCCAUGGCAUGAGUGGCAGAAGGAGCCGAGGGAUAUCACGGAAGUGACAUGGGAUGUGGGUGACACGAGAUUCCUUGUAAAUUCCGAGGGAUGCGGAUAUCCACCGCGCGUCAACUGCUCAGAAUUUGCCAAACAAUUUGGUUUCUCUCACAUGGGUGAACCAUUUCCGUGUUUCUACAGUCGAGCAUAUCCGGAAAUUGUCAUUUCACGCUAUUCAUGGGAGGACAACCUCAAACAUCUAAUUCUCUCCCUGAUUAUCCCCAAUGUCCUAUUUGCUAUUUCCAUUGGCGUUCUCAGCUAUUGGUAUUGUCCGUGCUGUGAUAAGGCAUGUCACAAGACAACUAGAAUCUAUGCGGAAAAAUUCCCGACCAAAGAAGACAAACUGUUAUGUCGCAGUGAUGAUGAGGAUGAUGAAUUGGAUUACUAAUAAAUUGACUCAAAAAAAAAAAUAAGCGCAAAACUCUAAAGCUUUUCAUCGAUUUUCUCACUCCACCAAUUGAGUUUCAUUGAAUUUUUUCGAAUUUAAUUCACCUAAACAUAAAAGAAUAGUAAAUAGUGACAAAAUGAUGGAUUUCUAUAGAUGCAAGAUUAUACCGCCAAAAAAAAUUUUAUUAACACCAUUCUUCAGUGAACUUUAUUCAAUAUUCAUCCACUAAUUUUUCGAGUCAUUUCAUUCUCUCAAAUUUAUUGUUUUACAAAUUCACGUAAUUUAAUGCAACUGUUGUUGAAUGUUUUAAUAACAAAAAAAGAGAUGUUAUUGAAAUUAAAUUAUUUAGUACAAAAUAUAAAGCAAGAUAUGCACAAAUUUUUAUCAUCUUAAUUUGAAUGAUAAUAAUUUUUAUCAUGCGCCAAAUCAAUCAUGUAAGAGAUUCAGUAAGAAAUUUGCUAAGUUCACAACUCUGAUCCUAGAACGGUUCAUUUGCAAUGAAGUGUAUGUUUUUUUCUUUUUAUUUUUUUCUUUCUUGUAGUUACUAAUUUUUCGAUAAAGUGGAGACUUUCGCUCGUGGAUUUCAUUAAAAGAAAAUAAUCAAUAUUUUCCAAAAACAAAAAGUUGUGAAAAUCUUAUCAAUGUCUCAUACACCAGUCUAUUUUCUUUUUGUCAGUUUUUCUCUGUUGUACAUAAUAACACUUAUCUCCAGCAAUAACAUUUGUAGAAUACAUUUUUUCGCAAAAUCAAAAAAAAAAUGGGAAGCAAUGAAUAACUUUUGUAGAAAUAUUGCUGAAAAUAUCAUAAAAUCACAACACAAAUUCUUAUAAAAAAGUCUUUUCUUUGCAAAAUUGUCUUUGUGUUUUUGUCUUUUGUGUUGUUUGUGUUUUUUCUCUAAAAAAAUGAUUGAUAAAUUUUCGGUUUUUCUUUUUUUUACCAACAUCUUACAACAACAACACACAGGUUUACAGUGGCUUUUUGAGAACAUCUUCCCAAAAAUGAUUUAACUAAGAAAAAAAUUCCAAAAAUAAAAUAGAAUGAUUAAAGGAAAAUCUCGCAUUUAUACUUCGAGCAUAGGACAUUAAUGAGAAAAAGCUAUUUUCCAAAGAAAUGCAAGAAGAAACAAUCAAUUUUUGAGCACUAUUAAAAUUUCUCCUUGAAAAUACCUUUUAAAAAAAUAUAAUGGCAUAAUGGCUUAGAACAUUGAUGAUCAGUAUUUUAUUCAAUUUGGUCAGUAAAUUAAAAAUUUUUAGCAGUUAAUCUUCGUUGAAAGAAAUUUCAAAUGAAAUUAAAGUUGAUCUUAUAUUUUCUAGACUUUUUUCAAAGAAAUAGCUUAGAAAUAAAAUAUCUUGGAAAAUGAUCGGUAGAUUUUCAAGUCUAAAUAUGUUUUGGAAAGGUCUUAAGUAAGUCCAUGUCACACUUAGUAAUGAGGAUUUUUUUAAAUUGUUUUCAAAAA